CGUCGGCUCCCGAACUAGUUUUGUUCGGGCGGGUAGGGGGAAAGGUCCUCGGGAUAGGAACCCCUCGGAGAGAACCCUCGGCAGGACCAACGCGACCCCCGCCGGCACCGCGGCAAUGUCCAGCAACAGUUUCGCUUACAAUGAGCAGUCCGGAGGAGGGGAGGCGGCGGAGCUGGGGCAGGAGGCUACCUCCACCAUUUCACCCGCCGGCGCCUUCGGCCUCUUUAGCAGCGACCUGAAGAAGAAUGAAGACCUAAAACAAAUGUUGGAGAGCAACAAAGACUCAGCUAAGUUGGAGGCUAUGAAACGGAUUGUUGGGAUGAUUGCAAAAGGGAAAAAUGCAUCUGAACUCUUUCCUGCUGUUGUGAAGAAUGUGGCCAGUAAAAAUAUUGAGAUCAAGAAGUUGGUAUAUGUUUAUCUGGUCCGAUAUGCUGAAGAACAGCAGGAUUUGGCACUCUUGUCCAUAAGCACUUUUCAGCGCGCUUUGAAGGAUCCAAAUCAACUAAUCCGUGCAAGUGCUUUGAGAGUUCUGUCAAGUAUCAGAGUGCCAAUUAUUGUUCCUAUCAUGAUGCUUGCUAUUAAGGAAGCUGCUGCUGACUUAUCACCAUAUGUUAGGAAAAAUGCAGCCCAUGCAAUACAGAAAUUGUACAGUCUUGAUCCAGAGCAGAAGGAAAUGUUAAUUGAAGUAAUUGAAAAACUUCUAAAAGAUAAAAGUACUUUGGUAGCUGGCAGUGUUGUGAUGGCUUUUGAAGAAGUAUGUCCUGAUAGAAUAGAUCUGAUUCACAAGAAUUACCGCAAACUAUGUAACUUACUGGUGGAUGUAGAAGAGUGGGGACAGGUUGUCAUAAUCCAUAUGCUAACUCGCUAUGCUCGUACACAGUUUGUCAGUCCUUGGAAGGAGGUGGUGAUGGCAGUUGCUCAGCUGUACUGGCACAUAUCACCAAAGUCAGAAGCUGGCAUUAUUUCUAAAUCCCUAGUGCGCUUACUUCGUAGCAAUAGGGAAGUGCAAUAUAUUGUCCUACAAAAUAUAGCAACUAUGUCAAUUCAAAGAAAGGGUAUGUUUGAGCCUUAUCUGAAGAGUUUCUAUGUUAGGUCAACUGAUCCAACUAUGAUCAAAACACUAAAGCUUGAAAUUUUGACAAACUUGGCAAAUGAAGCCAAUAUAUCUACUCUUCUUCGAGAAUUCCAGACCUAUGUGAAAAGCCAGGAUAAGCAAUUUGCAGCAGCCACUAUUCAGACUAUAGGCAGAUGUGCAACCAACAUCUCAGAAGUCUCAGACACCUGCCUCAAUGGCCUGGUCUGUCUACUAUCCAACAAAGAUGAAAUAGUUGUUGCUGAAAGUGUGGUUGUUAUAAAGAAAUUACUGCAAAUGCAACCUGCACAACAUGGUGAGAUAAUUAAACAUAUGGCUAAACUCUUGGACAGUAUCACUGUUCCUGUGGCUAGAGCAAGUAUUCUUUGGCUGAUUGGAGAAAACUGUGAACGAGUUCCUAAAAUUGCCCCUGAUGUUUUGAGGAAGAUGGCUAAAAGUUUCACUAGUGAAGAUGAUCUGGUAAAGCUGCAGAUUUUAAAUCUGGGAGCAAAGCUAUAUUUAACCAACUCCAAACAGACAAAAUUGCUUACCCAGUACAUAUUAAAUCUCGGCAAGUAUGAUCAAAACUAUGACAUCAGAGACCGUACAAGAUUUAUUAGGCAGCUUAUUGUUCCGAAUGAGAAGAGUGGAGCUUUAAGUAAAUAUGCCAAAAAAAUAUUCCUGGCACAAAAACCUGCACCGCUGCUUGAGUCUCCUUUUAAAGAUAGGGAUCAUUUCCAGCUUGGCACCUUAUCUCAUACUCUCAACAUUAAGGCUUCUGGGUACCUGGAAUUAUCUAAUUGGCCAGAGGUGGCGCCUGACCCGUCAGUUCGAAAUGUAGAAGUAAUAGAGUUGGCAAAAGAAUGGAUUCCAUCAGGAAAAGCAAAGAAAGAAAGUCCUGCUAAAAAAUUUUAUUCUGAAUCUGAGGAAGAACAGGACUCCGCUGAUAGCAGCAGUGACAGUGGGAGUGAAUCUGGAAGUGACAGUGAAGAGGAAGGAGACAGCAAUGAAGACAGCAGUGAGGACACCUUCAGUGAGGAGAGUGAGAAUACAAGUGAAUCAGAAGCAGAAAAUGAAAUAACAGCCAAGAGGAACUCCAAAGCCAAAAGAAAAAGUGAUAUAGAGGAUGGCAAGAAGAAAAAUGAGAAACCUAAAACUUCAGAUUCUUCUGAUGCUGAAUCUAGUUUAGAAGAAAGCUCAGAUUCUGAAUCAGAAUCAGAAUCUGAAAGUGACUCUGACUCCAGAAAAGUCACUAAGGAAAAAGGAAAAAAAGGUCAACAAGAUAGAAAUCCUCUAACCAAAGAUAUUUCACUUCUAGAUCUAGAUGAUUUCAGUCCAGCAUCUACUCCAAUCUCAUUUCCCACACCAGUUCUCUCUCCAAGUGUGAUCACUGAUCUUGAAGGCUUAAACUUGUCCACUUCUUCUUCAGCCAUCAAUGUUGCUGCUCCUGUCUUUGUACCAAUGAAAACACAUGUUCUGCUUCAUCGAAUGAGUGGAAAAGGACUGGCUGCCCACUAUUUCUUUCCGAGACAACCUUCCAUUUUUGGUGAUAAGAUGGUCUCUGUGCAAGUAACACUGAAUAAUACUUCAGAUCGAAAGAUAGAAAACAUCCACAUAGGGGAAAAAAAACUUCCUAUAGGCAUGCAAAUGCAUGUCUUUAAUCCAAUAGACUCUCUUGAGCCUGAGGCAUCCAUUACUGUUUCAAUGGGUAUAGACUUUUGUGAUUCUACACAGACUGCCAGUUUCCAGUUGUGCACCAAGGAUGAUUGUUUCAAUGUUAAUAUUCAGCCAUCUGUUGGAGAACUACUUUUACCUGUUGCCAUUUCAGAGAAAGAUUUUAAGAAAGAACAAGGAAUGUUAACAGGAAUGAAUGAAACCUCUGCUGUGGUCAUCACUGCACCACAGAAUUUCACUCCCUCCAUGAUCCUUCAAAAGGUUGUGAAUGUGGCCAACGUCGGCCCAGUGCCUUCUGGCCAAGAUAAUAUACACAGGUUUGCAGCUAAAACUGUGCACAGUGGGUCAUUGAUGCUGGUCACAGUGGAACUGAAGGAAGGCUCCACAGCCCAGCUUAUCAUCAACACUGAGAAAACUGUGAUUGGUUCUGUUCUGCUGCGGGAGCUGAAGCCUGUCCUGUCCCAGGGGUAACCUGCUUACAUCUGGACUUCAGAACCUGGCACACAACAAAAGUGCCUGGCAUCCACUACUGCUGCCUUUCAUUUAUAAUAAUAGCCCUUCCAUCUGGCAGUGGGGGAAGAAUACACUCUUGACAUUCUUGUCUCCUGCUUUAGAAUGCUAGUGUGUAUCUAUCAUGUAUGCAAUACUUUCCCCUCUUCACUUUGCUAACCAAAGAACAGAUAGAUAUUUUACUGUCAGUUAUCUCAACUCUUGAAUCCAUGUGGCAUUUUCUCUGUCUUCCUACUUCCUCAUCUUCCUUCUCUUUUCUAUCAAUGAUGAAUAUGAAUCAAGUAUUUAAAGUAUAUUGGAAACCAUCUUUCCUUCAGCAGUAAGCAAAAAUUAGCAAAGAAAUCGUCUAAAUUGUCUUUCAGCCUGGUAUAUGAAAAUGAGAUAAUACCUUUUAGAAUUAAAUGCAAAAGCAUGGUCUGCAAAAUUUUUUUCUUUGAAUUUUCUGGUAUUAUAAUUGGUUAUUGACAGCUGUCAUCAUGUUAUCCCUAAAUAAUAAGAUGAAUAAACUAGCAUAUGAACACCA
Messenger RNA from Dipodomys ordii (Ord's kangaroo rat), 3779 nucleotides. It is a transcript of the gene Ap3b1, whose product is annotated as adaptor-related protein complex 3, beta 1 subunit. Gene Ontology annotation, biological process: vesicle-mediated transport; intracellular protein transport; anterograde synaptic vesicle transport. Bases 116 to 3217 code for a protein of 1033 amino acids. Gene Ontology annotation, cellular component: clathrin adaptor complex; membrane coat; AP-3 adaptor complex. The transcript is spliced from 26 exons. NCBI's taxonomy places the organism in Eukaryota, Metazoa, Chordata, Mammalia, Rodentia, Heteromyidae. The record is from RefSeq and is a predicted model, not a curated record.